Liolophura sinensis is the source of this 2118-nucleotide messenger RNA. Its product is annotated as glycine receptor subunit alpha-3-like. The transcript has 10 exons. Gene Ontology annotation, cellular component: membrane. Gene Ontology annotation, molecular function: extracellular ligand-gated monoatomic ion channel activity; transmembrane signaling receptor activity. NCBI's taxonomy places the organism in Eukaryota, Metazoa, Mollusca, Polyplacophora, Chitonida, Chitonidae. Gene Ontology annotation, biological process: monoatomic ion transmembrane transport. The record is from RefSeq and is a predicted model, not a curated record. Bases 644 to 1951 code for a protein of 435 amino acids.
GGUUUAUACCUGUCCAGUGUAUACCAUUUCUACACAACCUAUAUAGAGUUCUCCUGUAACCACAUUCACGUACUCGGGAUUUACCUGUUAGCCAGUGGGAAGAUUUUCUGGCGAGACUGCCAGGCAGCUUACUUUAACCACAGGGACGCUGGUUUGCCUCUAUAUCCAUCGCUGCCGACCUGUCGAUUUAGUCGGAGAGUGGAAGGAUUUGACUGAAGGUCAAACAUGCAUAAAGCAGGCUGAUCCUCUCUGUCAGAGCUACGUUUUCUUAGCAGAGUCGUACCUCAGGUUCAAAGCAUAUUGACUGCCUGUAUGCAUCUUCCUAAGGAUCAACUCUUGUCAGAAAAAAGCUAACACGCAAGGCUUUUACCUUGGAUAACCUAGGAGUUCCUCACGUUUGAGGUGAAACAAUACGGUAAUUGACGCCGUUUUGAUAAAGAUAACAGCACGAUUGGAUGCUACCUGAUCCCCAGGGGAAAUCUGUGCUUCUCCUCCAAGGCAAAACAGGUCGGAUUCCCUGAGCUCUGAUAUUCUUAUGGCCUGGUUGAAAAAGACGGUAAUGACAGUAUAUACCUGAAGGCAAGUGAUGUCUGGAGGAACUCACCUGUGUAUAACGCCUUCAUCUCCUGGGUGAGCAGUGAAAAUGAGUGUCUCUGUGUUCCACAAAGCCGCGCUAUCUACACUUCUACCAAUGCACAGACUUCCUGUCCAACUGCUGUGUUUGGUGACGAUGCUCUCAUUGAGCGAGGAAUUAUCAACGACAGAAGCAUCACCAAAAAGGGCAAGUACCAGACGAACCAUCCUUGACGACCUGUUGAUUGACUACGAUCCCAAGAUUUCACCCCACUACGACGAAGACAUACCGACUAAUGUCUCGGUACAGAUAUACAUCUACAGCGUGGACACCUUUAACGAAGCUGCGAUGGUGAGGACAGUGAAAACCUGGCCACGUGAAUACUCUCUGACGAUCUUCGUCCGUCAGAAGUGGCACGAUGCCCGAUUGUCUUACUCUGCCUACCCUAUCAUCACAGAACCUCUGGAGCUGGACACGAAGAUCAUGGCCCGGGUCUGGGUACCGGAUCUGUACUUUACUAACGAAAAGAGGGCAGCCUUCCACGUUGUCACCGUGCCCAACAAGCUUAUGCACCUCUACCGGAACGGCACCAUCUUCUACAGCGUCAGAUUAUCCAUGACAUUAUCGUGUAUGAUGAACUUGCACAAAUACCCAUUCGACACCCAAAUCUGUGGCAUUACUGCAGAAAGUUACAGUUACACGACGGACUACUUGGUGUUCAGCUGGUUUGAUCACAGACCUAUAGAGUAUUCAGACAGUCUGUUAAUACCACAGUUUAAGAAGCAAGACACGACGGCCCUUGACUGCACGAAGACGUACGGAGAAGGGGACAGCGGAUUAAUCGGAGUCGGGAAUUUCACGUGCAUUCGGGCGAGCAUCGUUCUGGAGAGAGACAUCUGGUAUUACGUCAUUCAGGUAUACAUCCCCAGUACCUUGAUCGUUAUCCUCUCCUGGGUCUCCUUCUGGCUCGAUGUGGACGCCAUCCCCGCCAGAAUCACCCUCGGAGUGCUCACAGUGCUGACCCUCACUACCCAGAGCUCCAGUCUCCGCAACACGCUACCUAAGGUUUCCUACAUCAAGGCUAUAGACGUCUGGAUGGCCUUGUGUCUGGGCUUCGUCUUCUCUGCUCUGCUCGAGUUCGCUUUUGUCAACGUUCUAUCUAGACGGAAGAAGAACGACCCCAAUGUGGAGAGCAAAACCGGAAGUGAGGUGGACGACAUCAAACAGGAAGACGAGACGUGUGAAUCGAAGACAAGUCUGACUUUGGUGGGCCGGAAACGAGCGUUGUGUCUAGAUCGAGUCUCGCGGGUUUUAUUUCCCGCCGUGUUCUCCUUUCUGAACAUAUUUUACUGGCUUUUCUACACGGUCUGGCUAUAAUGACGACAGGUAAAAUGACGACACUUCGAAUUUUCAACCAGUGUCAUUUAAAAUACAUAUUCUUCAUGGAGUGGUUUUACAUUUUAGAAACAUCAACUUGGAGCUGAGACGUGAUUGUCACAAUUAUGAGAAAACCCGGGAGUAAAUCCCAGAGAUGUGGGCGAAAA